UAGACUGCCUGCCUUCUCCAAACUGUGGAGCUCACCGCUAGUGCAGACAUCAGCUGGGAGCAAGAUCCGCCCGUCCGCAAGAAGCACGCUGAUUCUCUUCCCAAUUCUUCACUGAGUCAAAAACUAUGGGGUCUGAGGGAACUCGCGUGCCCGAUAUCAGAGCACCUAUCAAGGACGGCAUCGUUUUUUCACCCUACCCGCCUUUGAAGCUGCGUGAUGAUAAGACAUUCUAUCAGUACAUCAGGAGAUGUUUCUUGGAAAGGGCUGAACGCCCAGCAUUGGAACGCAAUGGCGAGUGGCUCACAUUCGCCGACAUGCUCAGACUCAUGGAGCGCUACGCCAGUGGGUUCCAGAGUCACGGAGUAUCAUGCGGAAGCCGCGUCUGCGUCAACAUGAACAACUCAGCCGAGGCCAUCGCAGCCAUCUAUGCACUCUGCUGUGCCGGAGCAGCGGUUGUCCUGACGAGACCAGGGCUCACAGAACGUGAAGUUUUCUACCAGGUUGAAGACAGUGGCGCUACCUUCAUUCUCACAGAAAAACAGAAUUGUAAUAAGGUUUUGAGCAUUCAUAAGUCACGGCCAUUCAAGGCCAUGUUCUGUGUGGACAGAGUCGAGGGCUUCCACUGCAUCGACGACUUCGAGAACGAAGACGCCACAAGCUUCGUCGAGCCAUCGAUCGACGACACCCGCUCGCACGUGCUGGUCUACACCUACACGUCAGGAACGUCAGGUCUUCCGAAGGGAGUAGAGAUCAGCAUGAGCGCGUACAUGGCGUCCAUAGAAAUCUGCCGGGAGGCGGAAAUAUUCUACGAGGAAGAUGUGUACCUCGGCUGGAACCCUGUGACUCAUGCCGCGGGUUUCAUUCUUGCCGCGUCCGCCCUGUGUUCUGGUGCGCGGGUGGUGCCAUCGCGGAGUGGCCUACCUGCAAAGGAGUUCGUCCAGACUGUCAACAAACACCAGGUGACAUCCCUUGCAGCAUUCCCAACGGCUUUCCGCAAGCUUGUAUUCGAACUGGACGAAGGCGCCGUGCCCACCGUAAAGCGGAUACUCAUGUGUGGCACGUCAACUGCCGAGGAAGUGUACCAGAGGGUACUGAAGGUAUUUCAGCCCAAGAGCCUACGGAACGGGUACGGUCUCUCGGAAAUCGUCGGCUAUGCCUGUAUGACAGCGCCAAACACGAUAGGUCUUUCCGACGCAGGUCACCCUCUACCAUCGGUGCAGUACAAGAUUGUGGACCGCGUAACAGGCCUUCCACUGGGAGCCGGCGAAGUUGGUGAAAUCACUUUUCGAGGCCCGCAUCUCAUGAGAGGCUACCAUAAAAAGCCGGAAGCUACAGCGGAAGUUCUGGACGAAGACGGGUGGUUUCGAUCAGGAGACGCGGGCUAUCGCGACGACACCGGGAAGUUGCACGUUGUGGAGCGCCUGAAGGACAUGAUCAAGUGCUUGGACCAGCAGCUCGCGCCGGCAGAGCUGGAGGCCCUGCUUUCGCAGCACCCCCUGGUGGCAGAAGCUGCUGUAGUAGGCAUUGACCACCCGGACCUGGGUGAAGCACCCACGGCCUUCGUUGUGGCCGAAGGCCGUGUCGAAGCGGAAGAGCUCAAGCAGCUGGUAGCUGAGCAAGCGGCGCGCCACAAGCACCUUCACGGCGGGGUUGUCUUUGUAGACCACAUUCCCAAGACGGACACCGGAAAGAUCAUGAGGAGACAACUGCGCUCGAAGUACUUGGAUAAAUUGUCGAAAGGACUGUGAAAGCCCUAAGGGAGGAAAUUCAGCUAGCAUAUAUAGCAUUCUACUUACUUGCUUAGCAGAAUAGUAUUGCAAGGAUAUGAUUUAACCACUCUGCUCGCACCGAGACACGCAAAAUAAGUAGAGCAAAAGGAUAUGCCGAGCACCAUCAACAUCUACCGCGAGUCACUGAAGCUCAUUCGGGACGUUCAACUUUCUUUGGCAUUUCCAUUCAGAACAGCCAUACUUUAUUAUAGCAUGACAUAUUGCUGACGGUUCCAUUAAAUAUGCGUUUCUGAAAGUC
This is a messenger RNA of Dermacentor silvarum, 2028 nucleotides long. RefSeq lists its product as uncharacterized. Gene Ontology annotation, molecular function: CoA-ligase activity. Lineage: Eukaryota; Metazoa; Arthropoda; Arachnida; Ixodida; Ixodidae. Bases 126 to 1748 code for a protein of 540 amino acids. The record is from RefSeq and is a predicted model, not a curated record. The transcript is spliced from 11 exons.